Molecule: messenger RNA, 2063 nt
Organism: Podospora pseudocomata
Lineage: Eukaryota; Fungi; Ascomycota; Sordariomycetes; Sordariales; Podosporaceae
Gene: MET32
Product: transcriptional regulator of sulfur amino acid metabolism
Exons: 3
Coding region: 614-1753 (379 amino acids)
Biological process (GO): regulation of transcription by RNA polymerase II
Molecular function (GO): RNA polymerase II cis-regulatory region sequence-specific DNA binding; DNA-binding transcription factor activity, RNA polymerase II-specific
Source: RefSeq, a predicted model, not a curated record
CUGAGGCGCAGCACUUGAAACAUCUGGAUUGUUCUGGCCGGCGCCGCGCCGUGAAAGACACUUCCUGGAGUUUUUCGUCCGUCUUUCAGUUAACUCGGUGUCUUCGUGGCUCGGUGGCGUCACGCCAUGCAUGUACAUCACCGGGUGCUUCUUAGCUUCGAUAGAAAGCAUGAGAGACGACUGACUGCCAAGGGGGGGGAUCUCAACAAGACGUCAGGUAUAUCAUGCUGAUUUAGAAAAGAGGCGUUCUGCCAAGGGUACCACUGCAACUCCGCGCCAUGGUCUGCGGUGUUCAGUCUUCUGUCAGUGGCUUCCACGGGUCCAACAAUGUCGCACCACAUCUGACUUAGGCUUCCCGUGCGGGAUGAGGUAAAAAAGAAGAAAUACCAGGGCUCGGCAUGCAAUAAAUGACCGGUGCUAGCUUCUGAGAGGCUGUCGCCAAGGAAGCGCGUUUUGCGCGAUGCCUAUUACGGCGCAGCCACACCUGUUCAAGGGACGGGGGUCUGUUCAGCUGAGAUGCGGACCAGGACUAACGGGCCCAGUCACACUGGACACUCUCUGUCUUUCCCAGAACAUCUCACUUUCCUGUGUUAUGUAGGGAAUUGCUGAAGAAAUGGCGGAACAAUCAUCACCGAGAUCUCAUGAUAGAAGACAACAGUACCGCGAUGGACUGCCCCCUUUCUCGCUCCCGCCGUCAUCCGACUUUCCGCUUUCUGGGGCCGACGAUAGAAGCCCCCAGGCAAGCGACCUACACUCCCCCAGCUCUGUCUACUCUUUAUCCGCUGCCAGCAGCCCCGGGUUCCAACCGGCGUGGAAUUCAAAGCUGUCUUCACAACACCAAGACUCGGGAUCCCAGGAACAGUAUUACGCACGGAAGCCAUUGCCCGGAUCUCCGCCACAAUCAUCCUCUCCAUCCCGAUUCGGAGGUCAGCUUCCUCCCAUCACCAGUCUUCUUCCGCCCGCUUCCCAGUAUCCCCCCUCACUACAUCCAAGCCAUUAUCCCGCGCAUAGUGGGCCUCUAGCUCCGCCCGCCGGAAUGGUAGCUCAUCAGCAUCAAGGGUAUAUGCCCCAAGGAUUUGGUCAACCGCCUCCGUCACUCCCAUCAAUAGGCAGUUCAGGUGGGCCAUAUCAUGAGUUCAACGUGCGGGUAGGAGGGAGUGUCUAUCCGGUGUCAAGAGAGUCCUCUCAGCAGGAUCGACCAUUCAAAUGUGAUAUUUGCACUCAGUGUUUCAGCCGAAACCACGAUCUCAAACGACACAGAAGGAUACACUCAGCCACAAAACCGUUUCCUUGUCCUCACUGCGACAAGUGCUUUUCACGCAAAGAUGCCCUCAAGAGACAUCGAUACGUCAAGGCGUGCAGUGGCAAGAAAUCAAACCCGGGGUCUGAAUCCUCUUCUGCAAUACCGACAGGCGAAGCCUCAACUGCGGCCGAGGAGGACGAAGACGACGAUGAUGAGCAAGAUGCUCCAGAGUCACCCUCAUUGCUACCUCGGAAAUCAAUUCCAUCCACCCCUUCACAGCCACAGUUGACCAUGAAGGAGUUAAAGCCAAAGGAGCCAAAGGUACCCAGGUCCAUGUCAUCCAAGUUUACUUUUACUAGGCCAUCACCAAAGAUCAUAGUGCCAGCUCUGACAUCAACAGCCUUGACUCUUGCCAUCCCGUCUACACACCUUGGAAAACGGUGGAUCAUCUACACGCUCGAGGAAGGCGAGGCUUCUGCGCCGGAAUAUCGCCCGUCGCAAGAUACCUAGCGUCUCACAGCUUCACCGUCAAGUCCGAUUCGGUACCAGAAUGCACAAAUCCCGAAUGAGAUCACGAGCGGGUGGGAUCAGGGCUUAAUAGACACCGGGAUGAUGUCAACAGGUUUACUGCCUAGGUACCAAAACGACACUCGAUAGCGUCAGAAAAAUGGAACAGCAAGACUAUGAAGGAAAAGGGACGCAGAAAAGACAACACUUGGAAGGGCUCACGCCCGAAGAGGUCAGAGUAAACAACACAGAGAUGUUCAGCAAUGAAUAACGAUACAUAUGAACAAGCAGCCAACUUGACUUUACGGGCGGG